Molecule: messenger RNA, 1218 nt
Organism: Miscanthus lutarioriparius
Lineage: Eukaryota; Viridiplantae; Streptophyta; Magnoliopsida; Poales; Poaceae
Source: the annotation of a GenBank genome assembly
AUGCAAGUCGGUGCCCACGCCGCCGCCGUCACCGAGUACGUCGUCAUGGACGGGAGCAAGAAGCGCGGAGGCGGCAGCGCGGGGCAGAAGCAGGCCGUCGUCCACCGCAAGUCCAUCGACACAUUUGGGCAGCGCACGUCCAAGUACCGCGGCGUCACCAGGUAUCCCCAGUCCCCCUCUCCCGACCGUCCGUACGCCGUGGCCGAUGUCGUCGCUGUCGCACCCGCACCAUCCGGCGGCGCCCGUCCCGCACGAGUCGCUCACUGGCCGCGUGGUUUCCACCGUGUAAAAGCAGGCAUAGGUGGACGGGGAGGCGGGUAUGACAUGGAGGAGAAGGCCGCGAGGGCGUAUGACCUGGCGGCGCUCAAGUACUGGGGGAAGUCCACACACGUAAAUUUCCCGAUCGAGGACUACAGGGAGGAGCUUGAGGACAUGGAGAACAUGACCAGGCAGGAGUAUGUCGCUCACCUAAGAAGGAAAAGCAGCGGGUUCUCGCGUGGUGCUUCGAUCUACCGUGGAGUGACCAGGCAUCACCAGCACGGGCGGUGGCAGGCGCGCAUCGGCCGCGUCUCCGGCAACAAGGACCUCUACCUUGGAACAUUCAGCACGCAGGAGGAGGCGGCGGAGGCGUACGACGUGGCGGCCAUCAAGUUCCGGGGCCUCAACGCCGUCACCAACUUCGACAUCACGCGGUACGACGUCGAGAAGAUCAUGGAGAGCAACACGCUGCUCCCGGGCGAGCAGGUCCGGCGCAAGAAGGACGGCGGCGCCGCCGCGGCGUUGGUGCAGGCCGGCGGCAGCUGCGUGGUGGACACCUCGAAGAUCCAGGCAGCGGCGCUGCCGGCUGCUGCCGUCGGGCGGGGCGGCGGCGGCGGCCAGCAGCAGCAACAGCACCAGGACCUGCUGUCGAGCGAGGCGUUCUCUCUGCUGCACGACAUCGUGUCCGUGGACGCUGCUGGGACGGGUGGCGGCAGCGCCAGCGCGCACACGUCGAACGCGUCGUCGCUGGCCCCCAGCGUGAGCAACUCCCGGGAGCAGAGCCCGCACCGGGGCGAUGGCGGCCUCGCUAUGUUCUUCGCCAAGCCCGCGGCGGCGGUGCCCAGGCUGGCCUGCCCGCUGCCGCUGGGAUCCUGGGUCUCGCCGUCGGCCGUGUCGUCCGCCAGGCCCGGCGUGUCCAUCGCGCACCUGCCAAUGUUCACCGCGUGGACCGACGCAUGA